CCAGUAACCACCAGUACAGCUCCAGUGACCACCACCAUCACCACCACCGCUCCUGCAGUGGUCUGCCAGAAUGGAGGCACCUACUAUGAUAACAAGUGCAUCUGCCUCUUGGACUUCUACGGCCCAUUGUGCGAGUACUCCACCGCCUCCAUCCCCACCGACAUCCCCGUCGAGGAGGGGACGAUCGUGGCCAACGUGGAGCUGGUGGUGACCGUCACCAACUUCAACUACACGGAGGAGCUGAACGACCCCCGCUCGGAGGCCUACGAGAAAUUCGCCAAGCAUUUCCGGCAGGAGAUGGCCAAGAUCUACGGCUCCGUGCCCGGCUACCAGGGCGUGAAGAUCCUCAGCAUCAGGCCCGCGGCUUCCAGGAAGGGGGGAGCCCGGGUGCGCAGAGCCUCCGUGACCCUCCCCGAGGGCACCGGCCUCGAGGUGGACCACGAGGUCAUCUUCAGCACCGUUGCCAGCCCCGACCUGAGCGAGGAGUUCCAGAACAAGACGGAGGAGCUGGUGCAGAAGCUUAAGGAGACUGCUCAAAGCCAGGGCAACUGCACGCACGACACCUCCGUCGUCUGCCUUGUGGUGUCGGAAAGCCCCGUCGUCAAGAACAUGACGGAGUCCCCUACGCUUGAUGCACUGUGCCAGCAGCUGGCCCCCAUCGCCUACCAGGACUACUACUACGCGAUGAACGUGAGCAACAUCCUCCGCUGCGUCACCAACUGCACAGCCAACACGCCCGGCACCAUCAACUGCAACCACGGCCUGUGCCACGUCACCCGUGCCGGGCCACAGUGCUUCUGCUGGGAUGAGUCGCUCUACUGGUACACGGACAGCCGGUGCUCCGGGCGCAUCAGCAAGGUGGCCACCGGGCUGGGGGUGGUGAUCGCGGUGCUGCUCAUCGCCUGCAUCGUCUUUAUCGUGCUGCUGGCGAAGAGGAGGAAAAGGAACGCUGCGUCCAGCGCUGGGGACAGCUGGUACGAGGAAGACGGCUGCACCUGGACGUCACCCGACGGCUUCCUCUUCAUCAACAACGGCGCCAACACAGGCGGCAGCGUACGGAGCUUCACGCCCUCGCUGGACGUUGUGAACACCGACAUCCCGAUGCACAUCGCCAGACCCUCGCUGAGACCCCCGCCGUGAGGACCCCUCCACAGCGCGGAGACCCCCCCCACGGCUCUGCCCCCCCCCCCCGCCACGGGCUGGGCCCCUGGCACGCGGGCCGUGCCCAGGGCCCCCCCCUCCCCGCUCCCCUCCCUCUAUUUAUUAUUUAUUUGCCCCCCCCAGCCUGUAAUAAAUUAAUUGCUCUCGUUA
Molecule: messenger RNA, 1311 nt
Organism: Anas platyrhynchos (mallard)
Lineage: Eukaryota; Metazoa; Chordata; Aves; Anseriformes; Anatidae
Source: RefSeq, a predicted model, not a curated record